Molecule: messenger RNA, 2557 nt
Organism: Lampris incognitus (smalleye Pacific opah)
Lineage: Eukaryota; Metazoa; Chordata; Actinopteri; Lampriformes; Lampridae
Gene: ssbp3b
Product: single stranded DNA binding protein 3b
Exons: 17
Coding region: 112-1188 (358 amino acids)
Biological process (GO): positive regulation of transcription by RNA polymerase II
Cellular component (GO): nucleus
Molecular function (GO): protein binding; single-stranded DNA binding
Source: RefSeq, a predicted model, not a curated record
CAGGCUCGGUUGAGGAGUGCGGUUGGAGCGCUGGAGGGUCGCGGCCGUGAUGAUCUGACAGAUGAAAUAGCGAAAAAAGAAAGAGAAGGCGGGCGUCCUCCCAACAAAACCAUGUUCCCUAAAGGCAAAGGCACCCCGGUGCCGUCGGACGGCCAAGCGAGAGAAAAGUUGGCUCUAUACGUCUAUGAAUAUUUGUUACACAUAGGAGCACAGAAGUCUGCACAGACGUUUUUGUCAGAGAUCCGAUGGGAGAAGAACAUAACACUCGGAGAACCCCCUGGAUUUCUACAUUCCUGGUGGUGUGUAUUCUGGGAUCUUUAUUGCGCUGCACCAGAGAGAAGAGAGACUUGUGACCACUCCAGCGAAGCGAAGGCCUUCCAUGAUUACAGUGCAGCAGCAGCCCCAAGUCCUGUGAUGGGGGGUAUGCCCCCUGGUGAGGGCAUGCCAGGAGGACCCAUGCCACCAGGUUUCUUCCAGUCCUUCAUGUCACCUCGUUUUGCUGGCGGCCCAAGAGGUCCCCCAAUCAGGAUGGGCAACCAGCCCCCCGGUGGCGGACCGGGUCCUCAUCCCAUGCUGCCCACCAUGGACCCCACACGACCACAAGGCCAUCCUAACUUGGGGCCGAUGCAGAGAAUGAGCGGCCCUCGAGGGAUGGGACCCAUGGGGCCAGGCCCUCAGAACUUUGGAGGUGGAAUGAGGCCUCCACACAAUGCCAUGGGUCCCGGUAUGCCAGGAGUCAACAUGGGCCCAGGUACCGGUCGGCCAUGGCCCAAUCCCAACAACGCCAACUCUAUGCCUUACUCAUCACCCUCUCCUGGUGCAUAUGGGGGGACAUCUGGAGGAGGGGGACCCCCAGGGACCCCUAUAAUGCCCAGCCCUGCAGACUCCAAUAACUCUGGCGACAACUUGUAUACCAUGAUCAACACUGGACCUGGCAACCGGAAUAAUUUUCCUAUGGGCCCUGGCUCAGAUGGGCCCCUGGGGGCCAUGGCCGGGAUGGAACCACACCACAUGAAUGGAUCACUAGGCUCUGGUGAUAUGGAUGGACUGAACAAGAAUUCUCCUAACAAUUUAAGUGGCAUUAGCAAUCCUCCAGGGACACCGAGGGAUGACGGGGAGCUGAGUGGAAACUUCCUGCACUCCUUUCAGAGCGAGAAUUACUCCCCUACCAUGACGAUGAGUGUGUGACCCCCCUCCUCCCCCACUGCCUCCACCCAUUAUUUGCCAUCAUUCCGAGGAUCUGAACUCACUAUCGGACACAGCCAAACACAUCAGCACCGAAAUCAGGGACAGCCGCCAUUUUGGUUCCACGUAAACGCCAGAAUGCUGUUCGGGGGGGAGGGGGGGUGGCUGGCGACUUUACUGCUCCUUGCUGAAAAUGAAGGAUGAUUUCUCUCCAUUAACCACGGCCCCCCCCUCCUCCCAGGUGUGACAAAACCAGCUACUGAAAUGCAUACAUGACACGUUUUAAGUUCUUUGCAGUUUUCCCUCCCGAAAGCAAAGAAAAAAAAUGGUUUACCUCUUGUACUUUUUAAAUAUUGCUUUGUGGUGCAAGACGUGCAGAAAAUGUCUCCGCUUUUGUCACUUAAAACACUGGAGAGUGUGCAUAUGCAUUGUGAACUAGGAAAAAAACUCUUUGUCUUGUCAUUUUACUUAUAGCCACACUUUUGUGUCACAAAAGUCAGCGGACAUAGGAUUUGCCUAUACCCUGUGGCCACCUUUAUGAAAUAUACAAUAUUCUUCCCAGUGCCCGACCCCAACUAUUUAAACAUGUUUUCGAGGGGAAAUGAUGAGAAAUAUUACCGGUUUUCUUGUGAGGAUCUUUCACAGUUUGUCAAGUGCUCAGAUGGAUUUUGAAGAGGCAUAUCAAUCCGAUCAAUUCCCAUCUCUUGUUGUCUAGAAUAACUCUGUUCUGCACUCUUUGGCUGUUUCUUCACAUUUUUAAAACGGCGGGACUGCUGUUCUGCUACGUCAAGGGAAACCAAACGUAGGAAAGCGAGUGCAUGAAUGCUGAGAAUCUGUGUACAACAUACUACCUAGUGCUGCUCUUCUCUAUGUGGACACCUGCUUUAAGACAUGUUGGUGUAUAUCUCUUUACCUGCUCGUGCUUAACACUCUGUGCUCCUCAUCGUCGUAGCCUUCUGUGUUUAUAUCCAGAUUUGGUUGAUUAUGAUGAAAUGGCUGUUGAAUGAGUCAGUCACCCAUUGUAAUCCCUCAUGCAUAUUGGUCGUUUCAUAUUUUCCCUCUUAUUGGUUGUUUCCAUCUGCCCCGCCCACCUCCUCCCCAUUUUUUAGAUAUUUUAUACAAUCUUUGACUACGUAUAUUGCCCCCCCCCCAGUUAUUCAGAGUUAGUCAAAGCUUUCUAAACUGAUUCUAGUAGGCAUUAUUAUAAACUUAGCAGCAGUCUUGUAAAUGUGAUGAGAAUUUUUUUUUCAUUUUUAUUUUCUGUGAGCAUUAAGCAUUAUACACAUCUGUCCUAUGUUGCCUUUAUUUGCUGAUAUUUUUUUAUUUCAAAUUGAGGAAAGAUUGCUUGUUAAUAUAAUUUUACAAUAACUUA